Penicillium atrosanguineum is the source of this 432-nucleotide messenger RNA. Its product is annotated as Clr5 domain-containing protein. Lineage: Eukaryota; Fungi; Ascomycota; Eurotiomycetes; Eurotiales; Aspergillaceae. Bases 1 to 432 code for a protein of 143 amino acids. The transcript has a single exon. The record is from RefSeq and is a predicted model, not a curated record.
AUGCCGCGCCAACAAAUCAAUCUCGAACCCUACCGGGACGAGAUUAUCACGCUGUUUCAACACGGCAUUAGUAGCGACUCCAUCGGCCGCACACUUGAAAGCCGGUACAACAUCCAAGUGAAGGAACGCACUAUUCAGUCACGACUGCGGAAGUGGGGCAUUCGCAAACGCAGCCGAACAACAACAGCCGAUGUGGUGCUGCAUGCACGGAUCAAGGUGCUCUUCGUUCAAGAUAGACUGACCGAUAAGGCAAUGCUCAAGCUGCUACGGCAAGACGGCUAUGACAUCUCUGAACGCACACUUCGCCGCUUACGGUUCCAGCUUGGGCUCCACGCCAGAGCUUCUUUCGAGCACGACCGGAGCUCUUCCCCAGUCACAUUGCCUGUCGCUGUCCCGGUAUCAAUGCUGGCUAAAGAAGACAGCAACCCUUGA